AUGCUGGGAGUUCCGGGAAAAGAAUGGAGUAACGAGGGUGGUAAACAGAUGGAACGAGGCAGUGCUAUCAGAGCUCAGAUGUCCAGUAAGGCUACCCAAACAGAGGAAAGCUGGGAUUCUAUCAUAGAAAAAUUAGGAAAGAAAAAGUGGACAGAACGAGAUAUCACAGCAGUUUCAACGGUGGUGCCAUCUACGGUCAAUGUUGCCAAAGCAAUGAUGUCACAUGGUCGCCCAAAUGUGAUCCAUCAAGUGGAACAAGAUGCUGAGAAUUAUUUGCAAAAUAAUCUUGAUGAGAUGGUAAACGGCAUGAACAAUUUCUUUGAGAACUCGGCUCAGAUGAUGGGGGAACAGUUGGGCAUGAUGACCAAGGCCAAUCACGACCUCAGGGCCAACCUUGACCCGCGGGAGGCCUUUAAACUGGACAGGCGCCUAGAGGCUAUGAUGAAGGACAUGUUUGGGUCUGAGGCCUACAACAUGGAACAAGAAAUUCUCCAAAGAGGAAAGAGGUUUGGAGGUUUCGAUCGUACCAAGCAAGUGUUGGAUUUCUCUGACAUAAUGCGGGGAAAGGGCCUCACCCCUGAACAGAUCAACCAGAAGAUUCAGGAGCAUUUCACACGUAUCAGACAAAUGACUAUGGACAUGAUGUCACAGACAUAUCAGCUGAUGAAAUCAGGACUCAAAUAUCAGCAACAAGAAUAUGAGGAGGUCUACAGGGUGGUCGAAGCCACAAAACCAGAAGUUCUGGAAACGCAUCAUGCAGGGCCAGUCAGAAGCAGACAGGCUGCCUUGAACGCCCUGGGAGAUCAUAUUCAUGGCCCGAAGCGAGGAUAA
Messenger RNA from Lingula anatina, 831 nucleotides. RefSeq lists its product as uncharacterized. NCBI's taxonomy places the organism in Eukaryota, Metazoa, Brachiopoda, Lingulata, Lingulida, Lingulidae. The record is from RefSeq and is a predicted model, not a curated record.